Ornithodoros turicata is the source of this 2885-nucleotide messenger RNA. RefSeq names its product HMG box-containing protein 4-like. Lineage: Eukaryota; Metazoa; Arthropoda; Arachnida; Ixodida; Argasidae. Bases 484 to 2001 code for a protein of 505 amino acids. The transcript is spliced from 7 exons. The record is from RefSeq and is a predicted model, not a curated record.
ACCUUGCUCAGAAUUUAAAUUUAUUUUACGAAACUGUACAAAAACAACACACACCUCGGCGGCCAUAUUAAAUAUUAUUCUCUUCGAAGUUGUGCAACUUUCGUGAUCAGCGUGUUUCCUCUACGUUUCUGCCCUUUCCUUGUGUCGAGCAACGACUAUAUACGUGACCCAUAUGACGAUUUAUAUGACAGGCUUUACGCCAACAUCGUCUGCUACCCAACACGCGAUAACCGCAUAACCCAUUUAGCGGUUCGCCCAACCCUACAUGAAAUAGCAGUGAUCUCAUGCACGAUAUUCAACGCUUGAGAGGUCCAUCUGGAACAUGGUAGUACCUGUACCACCGUGAGAAUUUUCCUCUAACAUCUGCAUCGAUUGUUCAGGAGAUCUCCGCACGUGCCUGAAGAGUGUAUGUGUGCUCAUCAGCACAAUGUUUGCAUGAGCGUGGAGUGAUAUUUGAAUUUUAAAAAAAAAAGCACAAUCAAUAUGGCAAGCGGAGGUGUGUCCAGAUCAGGCCGGGUCCGAAAAAAGUCUGCGAAAUUGAUGGAAAUGGAGGAUUGGGAUGCCCUCGAUCUCAACGAUGGCCCCACAAAGGGGAAAAAGAAGCCGAAAAUGGAGGAAGGUGACUAUGAACCCGAGCGAAAAGUUGCGCCCAUUAAGAUUUCCAAAGCUGCCACUGUUGCUACAAAGUCCCCCGCGAGUCCCGUGAAAAGGAGGGCCAUGGAUGACAUGAUCCAUCUGAAGAAUCUACAGAAUAUACAAGAGUCGGGGUACCUGAAUGUACCCACGGUACCUAAGGCUACUAUGCAGCCCGCCCCACAUCAGCAAGCUAUGUACACCGGUGCAUCUGUAGAUGAUGAUUCAUCGAGUUCCUCAUCGGAAUCAAGUGAAUCCAGCUCUGAAGAGGAUUCCGAUUCAGAUGACUCUGUGCGGUACGCCCGACCUAUGCAGCGCAUGCCAGUGCAGCAGAAGGCGGCACCUAUAAAAAAAGCACCCUACCACCACAUGGCUCCUCAACCAAAGGCUACGGCUCUGGAUUACGAACCGGACCAUCACAUGAAGAUGACAAUGGGCGCACGACGGCCGCCGCAUCCGGCCUCCCCUAUGCAACGCCACGGCCCAGCCGGCAUGGAUUCUAGUGGUGACAUGAUAAAUGUCGAGGAGAGUGAUGACGAUGAUGAUGAUGACGACGACGAUGAUGAGGACGAUGACGACGAUGAUGAUGACGACGACGAUGACACCAGGGACUCCCACCUAGUGAUAGCGGAAGAACAGCCGAUGAAACGCCCGCCUGGGAAACGUGGGCCGCCCCGCAAGCCAGUCAAGGGGAAGGUGAAGAAAGCGAAUGAUGAUCCGGAGUAUGAGGAGCCAGGUAAAAAGGGAGUGAAGAAGACUGCUGGAGGAAAGACCAAGAAACCAGUCAAGGAGAAAGGGAAGGGUCGUCCCAUGACUGCGUACAUGCUGUGGUGCCAAGAAAGAAGAAAGACCCUAGUGGCCGAACAUCCAGGAAUGGACUUUGCCACGAUAAGCAAGAAACUCGGCGAAGCCUGGCAGAUGUUACCAGACAAGGAGAAAAUUGCCUGGAGACGCAAAGCCAGUGUGCCCAAAAGUAAAGGAUCUACCCUUAUCAGUACUGGGAGACCAGGUACGACAGCACCUGCGGGGCCUCGUGGGACACCCAAGGCCGCCCCGGUCCCGCAGGAGGACUUGAAGACCUCUGCUGGUGCAGUUGAAGGACCAAAAUCUCUCGGUACCGGUCCCAUCGAUGUUGCAGCACAUCUCAAACUACUUGGGGAGUCGCUGAGCACUAUUGGCAGACGUCUUACAGAGCAUGAGGGCCAAAUAGCGGUGUCUGGAAGCUUGUCCGUACUGCUGGAUUCAACGCUCUGUGCUUUGGGACCUCUGUUGUGUUUGACGUCUGUGAGUCGCGAAAUGGAUGGGUGUUCAAAGGAGACCCUGACAAAGAUUCUCAACAACGUGGCUUACGUCAUGCCAGGACUCUAAUCGUGCGCAGGAUAUGUUUGUUGGCUCGCUUGCUUUGCAGUUUUGUAUAGGGAAGCAACACUAGCUGGACGUAGAAGACGACAUUUGCGAUGCUACAGCAGCUCUUGUACUGUUGAGAAUGGUCCGCUUUAUUUGCCGCUUUUGUUGGAGUGUGACUUGCAAGAGUCAACAAAGUUCAACUCACAUUAACGUGCACUUUAAUAAUAAUUUCAUAUUUGCCGCAUGCACUUUUGUGUGCUGACCUGCAAAAUGUCUCCUUUUUGCACACUGUCACCAGUAGUUGUUGCCAGUAUGCAAUAUCUAUUUAUGCUGGGUGAUUAAAAUAAUUGGACCAGCAUUUUCUCGAAAUCGUUGGAUCAAAUGAGUCGCUGCUCUCGUUGUGCAGAAUUGCAACAGCGUUGCCUUUGGGCCUCAGCCAACAUUACCACAGCGACACGGAUUCUGGUUAACGUAGCGAGCUUCAUUGCCACAGUGUGGUUUCUUUGGGCACAUUGCAAGAGUGAACCCUGUCUUUUUAUCAAUGGGAAGUAAAAUGUGCAUAAACAAAUACAAAAUCAAAUAAUUCAGAUUCAGUAUUUGUACGCAAUUUGCCACAAUUGUGGUAUAAAGUUUGGGUACAUGUUCUUGCAUGUCACACCCUGAAAAGUACAAGGUAGUUAGUUAUGUAUCAUGCAAAAAUCUGUUUCACUUCAUCUUUAUCUGGGUUUUUGUACAUACCUAUGCUCAUUGUGCGUGCUAAAUUGUGAUUGCUCGCUUGUUCGUUGUAUUAUAAAUUCAUAAUCAUCCCAAGUAAAAAAAAUUCACUUGGCAUCAUCCAUUAAGAUUACAAACAUCAACAAUGUGAAGUGCACUUUUAAAAAAUAGCAUUAAACCAUUACUCAUGA